Colletotrichum spaethianum is the source of this 1083-nucleotide messenger RNA. RefSeq lists its product as uncharacterized. Lineage: Eukaryota; Fungi; Ascomycota; Sordariomycetes; Glomerellales; Glomerellaceae. The coding region runs from base 1 to 1083 and encodes 360 amino acids. The record is from RefSeq and is a predicted model, not a curated record. The transcript has a single exon.
AUGGCGCCAGCAAGGAGGAAAGCCCUGGGCUUCCUGAGCUUCCUGCUCUUCGCGACCCCCAUCGUCGCCAAAUUCCAAAACAACUUUGACCUCUACCCGGCAACGGCCCAGCCCUGUUUAUACGCCGCCUCCGACGCCAGCCAAUGCGACGGCGACACCGUGGCCGCGAUGAACCAGUGCCUCUGCAGCGACGCCAAGGGCAAGUUCGUCACAAACGCCGCGACGUGCAUAGGCAAGGAAGCCAAAGACACGCUGCGCACCGUAUACCAGUCCAUGAGCACCGCAUGCUCCGACUCCAAGUCGCCCAUUGCCUUGACGGAAGAUCAGUUCCUCAACCUCGGCGCAACGGGCGCGACCGCCUCCCUAUCCGUGACCUUGUCGACGACGGCGACGUCCGCGACGCCGACCACCUUUAUGACCACCACGACGGGCGGCGCCACCAUCACCGUCACAAACACCCCGACUUCCACGCCGACGACCGAACCCGAGCAGUCGGGGCUCAGCACCACGGCCAAGAUCGGAAUCGGUAUCGGCGCCGGCGUCGGCGCCGUCGCGCUCAUCUGCCUCGCCGCCUACAUCUGGCGCAUCAAGAAGAGCCGCGACGCCCACGACGAGUCCCACCGGCCGAUGCUCGGCGGCGGAGUCGGCGCCGUCGGCGGCCGGGACCCACAGCACGGCCCCUAUAGCGAGUACAGCCCGUCCGCGAGCGUCGGUGGCGGCGGCGGCGGGUUCGGCGCCGCCUACAUCGGCGCCCAGGAGUACAAGAACGAGAACAAGCAGCCCGGGUGGAGGCCGGUGUCCGAGAUCACGCAGAGCGCGAGCCCCGGCGCGCAGACGUGGGCGACCAACUCGCCGCAGCCGCCGUACGCGCAGGCCCAGCAACAGCACGCUUGGGGACACCACCCACAGGCUGCGUACGCGCCUCCGCCGCCGCCGCAACAGCAGGGCGGGGUAUUUGAGCUCGCGUCUUUGCCCGUAUCCUCGCCCCCUCAGGCGUCACAACCUCCGUUGAAUGCCGUGGAGAUGCCGGCGACCGAAGUGCAGCCUCAACCGGCAAGGUAUCUAUACCCUUCGCAAAGAUAG